AUGUAUGCUACGUAUAGAGAUGUAUGCUUCGUCCUUGGACUCUUGCAGGAUGACAGAGAAUUCAUGGAUGCAAUUAAGGAAGCAAGCUCGCGGGCCUCAGGAUUAUUUGCUAGGAGGUUAUUUGUCAUUCUAUUAACAUCUAACAAUAUCUCAAGACCUGAACAUGUCUGGGAUAGAUGUUGGCAUGAACUCCCAGAUGAUAUUUUGUAUCGACAGAGAACCGUGAUGAACAUAAGGGAGUUAACCAUGUCAGAUGAUAAGAUUAAGCAGUUGUGCUUAAUGGAUAUAGAUAAGAUCUUACAUUCCUCUGGUAAAAUCUUGAAAGACUAUCCUCCUAUACCUUUAACAACUGAAGUUGAUAGUUCUUUGUUAAUCGAAAGGGUUAUCAGGAAAGAGCUUAACUUUAACAGGGAUGAUUUAAAGAAAAAUACCUUAGACAUGUUAGCCAUUGCAACACCUGAGAAGAAAUAUGCAUUCGAUAAAAUUGUUACAGUUAUUCGCUCAAGGGGUGAUAUUGUGUUAAACGUUGCUUCAAGUGGUAUUGCAUCUUUACUUCUUCACAAUGGAAGAAUGGCACACUCAAGGUUCAAAAUACCGCUGAAUAUAACUGAGGAUUUUGUAUGUAACAUCAAACCUGGUUUUCCUCAAGCAAUGCUGCUGUUGAAAGUCAAACUUACAAUUUGGGAUAAGGCUUCAAUGGUUAGUAGGUACUGCUAUGAAGCACUUGAUAAAUGCUUGGGUGAUAUUAUGAGAUUUUAUCCAACAUAUAACAAAGAUUUGCCCUUUGGAGGAAAAGUGGUGCUCAAACAAACAAAAAACAUGAGACUUUCUGUAGAGAUGACUGCUUCAGAUCAAGAUGAGAUAGAGCAAUUUGGUGAGUGGUUAUUGAAAGUUGGUGUUGGUCUAAUAGGUGACAAUAUGGAUGGUGAAUAUGAGAUAUGUCUUCUAGGAGAUAUUGUUAUUCCUUCUUCGGACCAGGCAUUUGAUGAGUUGAACUAUACUGGCUCCACGCUGGACAUCAUUGCAGAGGUCAACAACCAUCUUAUGGCUAUCAUUCCUGGAAGAGAAAAAUUAUAUCUUAGUUCGGAUUCGAUUGGUAUGGAUGAAAGGAAUAUGGAGAGUCAACUAGAUCUCUAUGGUCUUGAAUUACUGAAUAGCAUAAAUUGCUCUGGUUUGCCUCCACAUAAAUUAAUACUUAAGGUUGGUGUUCCAGUGAUGUUACUGAGAAAUAUUGACCAAUCCAGUGGUCUUUGUAAUGGUACAAGGCUACAAGUUAGGAAGCUUGGAAAUCAUGUCAUAGAAUGUGAAGUCUUAACGAGUAACAAUGUUGGUCAUAUUGCUUUGAUUCUAAGAAUGAAUAUGGUACCAAUAAAUGAAACUCUCCCAGUUAGAUUCCAAUGA
This is a messenger RNA of Arachis stenosperma, 1401 nucleotides long. RefSeq lists its product as uncharacterized. The transcript has 5 exons. Gene Ontology annotation, biological process: DNA repair; telomere maintenance. The record is from RefSeq and is a predicted model, not a curated record. NCBI's taxonomy places the organism in Eukaryota, Viridiplantae, Streptophyta, Magnoliopsida, Fabales, Fabaceae. The coding region runs from base 1 to 1401 and encodes 466 amino acids. Gene Ontology annotation, molecular function: DNA helicase activity.